This is a messenger RNA of Vitis vinifera (wine grape), 849 nucleotides long. RefSeq lists its product as uncharacterized. The transcript has 5 exons. NCBI's taxonomy places the organism in Eukaryota, Viridiplantae, Streptophyta, Magnoliopsida, Vitales, Vitaceae. The record is from RefSeq and is a predicted model, not a curated record. Bases 211 to 501 code for a protein of 96 amino acids.
AGUACAGCGUUUUAAAUACGUCUGUGGGAUGAAUCAAACGGCGCCGUUUAAGCGCAGUAAUGAGUCGAUGACUAUACUAUAAAAUAAGGGUGCGUUUGGGAGAAGGUAGGCUUCCCACGGUUUUAGUAUCUCUGCUGCUCGUCCCCUGAAACUAAAGUCAACAAGAGGGAAGAAGCAGAAGCAGAAGAAGAAGAAGAAGGUGAAUCAGUGAUGGCAACAGGAUCAAUGAUGGCAAAACGCUACCCCUGGCACCAAGUUGCUGCUGUCUCUGGAGCUGUAGGUAUUGGGUUGGGAGCCUUUGGUACCCAUGUCUUCAAGCCCCAAAACCCUAUUUACAAAGAGGUUUGGCAAACGGCAUCCUUAUACCAUUUGGUUCAUACGGCAGCUCUGCUUGCUACCCCUGUUACCAAGCAUCCCAAUAUUUUUGGAGGUCUUGUGACAGCUGGAAUUCUUGCAUUUUCAGGAACGACUUUGCAGGUGUUAUACUGCAGCAUAUUUUGAAGACAGAAAGUACAGUUUCUUGGCACCAUUCGGCGGCCUUGCGUUUAUUGCCGCUUGGGGGAGCUUGCUUUUCUAAGGAUUUCAACUUCCUCAUACAGUGGUACAAAUUCUGGUUUCUGGGUUUGUGAAUUCAAUAAGGCAACUAUGGUGGGAUCUUGGGGAAUUGUACCAAGAAUGCUUUUAUUUUUCGGAUUUGAGAUUUGAACAGUUUCUGGAAUUUCUUGUCAUGCAUCUCUUGUAAGAGUGUUCUUGUCAUUACAAGCCACUUCUCCUGUUUGUAUACAAUAAUCUUCUCAAAGAUGUAGAUGGAAUAUUUCAAAAUCUAAGUUUAUACUAUACUUUUGUGAA